AUGUGCUCAGUAGUACGUACAGUUGCUGCUUCUAAUGCGCGUAUCUUAUCUUCUUUAAAAUCACCACUAAAUGUUGUCGUUGUUGGUGGUACAUCAGGUAUUGGUCGAGCAAUUGCCCUUUCAAUUGGUCAGCAUUGCCCAUCUGCCAACAUCACUAUUAUCGGACGAAACGAAUCUGCUGCUAAUUCUAUAUUACCACAAUUAGGUUCAAAUUCAAAGUUUCUACGUGCCGAUGCAUCGCUUAUGUCUGAAAUUCGAACUGUUACACAAAAAAUUGAUGCAGUGGAUAUGCUGAUUUUAACACAAGGUAUAUUGUCAAUGGCUGGCCGUACACCAACGACAGAAAAUAUUGAUAAUAAACUAGCUUUACAUUACUAUGGCCGAGUAUUAUUCGUACAAGAACUUCUGCCAUUACUUCGAUCAUCGCAAAUCGGUGGUAAAGUUCUGUUUGUUUUGGAUAGUGUUAAUGGUAAUCCAUCAAAGGUCAAUUGGAAUGAUAUGGCUCUUGAAAAUACAUAUUCCCUUAUGGCGGCUGCCACACAUGCAACAACAUUUACCGAUCUUGUUAUACAGCAUUUUGCGUCACAACCAGAAAACACAAAUGUCACAUUUACACAUGCAGGUCCAGGUGCAGUUCGAACACAAAUAGCUGAUAAUUUACCAUUCUGGAGUCGAUUGCCAGCGAAAGGUCUCAUGGCAGGUCUCAUGGCAAUAGGUGUUGGUACCAGUCCAGAAGAUUGUGCUGAAUAUAUGAUACAUGGAAUACUUGGAACGGAUAAAGGUUGCAGAUAUGUCGAUCGUAAAGGUGAAACUGUGCUAAAGAAAACACCAGCACAACCAGAUAUGAUAGAAAAAGUUUGGGAACACACAUCUCAAUUACUUUCUUCAACGCAAAGAAACCAUUCUUAA
This is a messenger RNA of Adineta steineri, 909 nucleotides long. Lineage: Eukaryota; Metazoa; Rotifera; Eurotatoria; Adinetida; Adinetidae. The record is from the annotation of a GenBank genome assembly.